This is a messenger RNA of Syngnathoides biaculeatus (alligator pipefish), 1122 nucleotides long. It is a transcript of the gene tmem237a, whose product is annotated as transmembrane protein 237a. Bases 79 to 1122 code for a protein of 347 amino acids. Gene Ontology annotation, biological process: cilium assembly. The transcript has 10 exons. The record is from RefSeq and is a predicted model, not a curated record. Gene Ontology annotation, cellular component: ciliary transition zone. NCBI's taxonomy places the organism in Eukaryota, Metazoa, Chordata, Actinopteri, Syngnathiformes, Syngnathidae.
CAACGAUGGCAAUGGUGAAGGUCUGUCAUUUACUGCUACUCUGAUACAUGAACCACAGUUAGUCCAACUGUGGUUUGCAUGGAGGUGGAGAAUGAGGAAUUGACCAAUCAGAGAAGAGAAGCCGCCACGCCGCAUUUCCAGGAUGGGGCGGCGCCACAGAAGAAGAAGAAGAAGAAGAGGAUGCCAACAAGUGAUCAGCAGGUGGAGCGUGCUGACACGCCAAACGGCAAUACGGGAGAAGCCGCGGUGGACGAGGAAGAAGCCACUGUCGCUGUCUGCAGAAAGACCAAAAGAAAGAGGAAGGCCAAGGCCACGGAGCCUCACAGCGACGACCUCGGAGCCGAAGAUGACGACAUUGUGAUGGAUGCCCCCUCACCCAUUCCCCAGCAUUCCUUGUUCUCCGCCCCCCAAGGACAUAGUCAAUCUGUUGGCAGAGUCUUUGUGGAGCGAAACAGGCGUUUCCAGGCAGAGCGAGUGGAGCAGUUCCGACAUCCGGAGCAGGUGGACGACUACAUGGAGCCCAGACAGAUGACGUGGACCACCAGAGACGUGGCCAUAAAGGUCCACAGCUGUUUCAGGGUUGUGGGCCUUUUCUGCCACGGCUUCCUGUCUGGUUACGCCGUGUGGAACACGAGUGUCGUGUACGUGCUUGCCGGCGAGCACGCGUCCACGCUGGCCAACCUCCUGCAGCAAUAUCACUCUCUGGCCUACAGCGCACAGUCGCUGCUCUACCUGCUGCUCGCCAUCAGCACCGUGUCCGCCUUCGACCGAGUGAACCUGGCCAAAGCCUCAAUGGCCCUGAGGGGCUUCGUCACGUUGGAUCCGGCCGCUGUCGCCUCCUUCUUGUACUUCAUAGCAUUGAUCCUGUCCCUCAGUCAGCAGAUGACGAGCGAUCGCAUCCACCUGUACCCCACCGCCAACAACACUCUGUGGCCUCCUGGCUCUGAGGAGCAGAUCUUGCGACCGUGGAUGGUGGUCAACCUGGUGGUGGCGCUGCUGGUGGGCCUGGCAUGGGCCGUCAUUUCUACACGACCGGGUGUCGACCACACGGAAGAAUUCUUGAUGUCCAUGGAAGUUGAGUCUUAUCCCAGAAGCGAGGAGAACAUGGACAUUCCAGCUUGA